ACUAGCUUUUUACAUUAUCAAGAAUGGCUGCUGAAGAGAGUAGUAACGUUAAUUUAACUUCAAAUGAUAAUAAUUCUGGCAGUAAUGGACCAUUAGAAUUGUAUUAUUGGUAUACAUCAUUUUACAGCCGAAAGGUUUUGUUUGCUCUUCAUGAAAAACGCUUACACUUCAAGUCAAAUAUCGUUAACUUGAGUAAAGGUGAACAAUAUCAACCAUGGUAUUUGAAGUUAAAUCCACGAGGAGAGGUACCUGUGUUAAAGGAUGGAGUGAAAGUAAUCCCUGACUCGGAACGAAUUAUUGAUUAUCUCGAGGACAACUUUAGUAAUGGAAGCACUCCACGACUGAUGCCAGAAAAAGGAACGGAAGAAACGCAGCAUGUGAAACAGAUGAGAGAACUUCUGGAUGCUGUUCCUGUUCCUUUGAUAACCUUCGGAUGCUUGUAUCAUCAUAAGUUGACAACUAACAUGAAAAUUUCAUCGUUUGAAAGAAAACAACGUUUAAGCUUCAUGUCUACUGUAUCAAUUAAUUUGGACCUAAUGAUGGAAAAAUACCCAGAAUUUAAAGAGUUGUAUCAGGAAAAGAAACAACGUUUUGAGACAUUCAGAUCUGAUACCCAACAUGAGGAUAAAGUAAAGGCAGUUCUAGAUAAUUUGGAAGGAACGUUAGACACUGUAGAACAAGAACUUGCUUCUCACGAAGGAGAUAAAUCUUCUUGGUGGCUGUGUAGUCAGAAGUUUGCUAUUCCGGACAUUACCCUGGCAUUAAUUCUUCACCGAUUACACGAACUGGGACUUUCUGCCCGUUAUCUGACUGUGGAUAAGCGACCCCACCUGGUGCAGUAUUUUAAACGAGUUCAAGAGAGGGAGGGGUACAAGAAGACACUUGGUCACGGAGCUGGUUUUUUACAUAAAAUAUGUUGCAGUAAGAAAAAAGGUGUGGCUGCAAUAGGUGUAGCUGCAACUGUAAUUAGUGUUAUAGCUCUUGGAGCUGUAGUAUAUAAACGGAUGAAGUAAGAGUUUAAAGGGUUGAGGGCAGGUCAAUAAAAAAACCUUUUCCAACUCCAUAAAUGAUUGUGCAUGAAUAGAUAGCUUUUAGAUUGUACAGCUACGCAACAAAUGUAAUUUCUAGAAAUUUUCUCUAUUUCAACUUAAGCCUAACUGUUCAGAAGUAAUGGAUGCACUAUGGACUGUGUUUAUAAUUUGAUAUAUGAGAUGCUGAUAAAAAAGAAAGUAUUAAGGUUACAAUAAGAAUAUUUAAUUUUUGUUAAAACUUCUGUUGUUAAUAUGGCCACAACUUUUCUCCUAGCCAAGCAACUUGUUUACUGUCAGUAUUUUGAUUUAACUUUUCUUAGGAUUAAUAAAAAAAAACGUGUCAUUUGUGUCUCAUUAAAAGAUAUAUAAACUUAAUGCUUUUUUUAGAUAAUAUGGUUUAGAAAUAACUCAUAAUAUAAAGGUUUCUGUAAUAAAUGUUAUGUUGAUUUUCAGACAAGCAAUUAAAAAUAAAGAACAUUUUUAUUUUUUUGGUUGUGGAACAGAACUUAUGAGAAAUGUAUUUAGAUAUGUAUCCGUUUCUCUGGCAUUUUCAUUAGCAUAAUUAAUAAUAAGGGGUUCUUAACAUUCCAAAUGCACAAAAACAGAAAGAAAAAAAUGCGCAUAACGUAUUCUGUUUGAUAUGCUGUAGAAAGCCUCUGCAAGAUGUCUUAAAAAUUGUGGCAUUUUUUUUAAGAUAGCUGUUGUUAAUCAAUGAAUUAUUUGCAUAUUUCCUUCUAAAUUCUUUUGGCAUUCAAGAUAUUUUUAUUUUCAAGUCAUGAAUUAUGUCGUUAAAUUUUAGGACAGAACAAUUAAACUUUAUUGAAACCAUAAACUAAUUCAUGUUAAUGUUUUUUUAGCACCAUCAACCAUUGCAUUGUUAUUCAAAAAUGGGUAAUAAAAAGUCUACAUAAUGAA
Molecule: messenger RNA, 1946 nt
Organism: Limulus polyphemus (Atlantic horseshoe crab)
Lineage: Eukaryota; Metazoa; Arthropoda; Merostomata; Xiphosura; Limulidae
Product: ganglioside-induced differentiation-associated protein 1-like
Exons: 5
Coding region: 24-1013 (329 amino acids)
Biological process (GO): mitochondrial fission; mitochondrial fusion
Cellular component (GO): mitochondrial outer membrane
Source: RefSeq, a predicted model, not a curated record